Vigna umbellata (rice bean) is the source of this 810-nucleotide messenger RNA. The record is from RefSeq and is a predicted model, not a curated record. Lineage: Eukaryota; Viridiplantae; Streptophyta; Magnoliopsida; Fabales; Fabaceae.
AUGGACAAAGUCCUUGUCGACCUUAUGGGAAAGAUAAUGGAGUAUGAGUAUAUUCGUAGCUGUACUUGUCACUCAUUAUUACUAUCUUCUUGUACCCGCAGCCAGAGUUCUCUCACCAAACUUGCUCCUCUUGAAGCAGUGCUCUUUGAACUAGAUGGAACUAUAUGUGAAUCCCUUCAGGUUCAUACCUUUGUCUUGAGGAACAUGCUUCAAGAGAUGGGUUUCAAUGCUGAUACGGUAACUAAAGAAUUCCUUUAUGACAUUGUUGUUGGCAAAACCAAAGAUGAAAUAGCCUUGUCUCUCUUUCCUGAUGAUCUGCCACGACGUUUAAAGUUUAUGGAAGAUGAGGAAGCCCAGUUCCGGAAAGAGGUUACACAUGUGUGGACUAAGGAAGGCUUUGGAAGAAUGAGAAGAUGGAUUGAAAGACGUAAGUUUAAGAGAGCUGCAGUUACCAAUGCUUCAAGAGCACAUGCAGAGUUCAUUAUCUCCAAACUUGGCCUCUCAGAUUUCUUUGAUGCUGUUAUUACUAAAGACGAAUGUGAACAUGGCAAGCCUCAUCCAGAACCCUACCUGAAAGCUCUUGAAGCUCUCAAGGCGUCAAAGGAUCACUCGUUAGUAUUUGAGGGUUCUUUUCCAGGGGUCAAAGCUGGAGUUGCAGCUGGGAUGCCUGUCAUUUCUUUGGAUUUUAAGGCACCAUUUGAUCUUUUGAUGGAAGCAAAACCUGCAUUUGUCAUUAAGAAUUAUAAGAAUCACAAAUUCUGGGAUGCUUUGUAUGAACUUGAAAAGGCUGGUAGGGCUCCUUCAGUUUGA